AUGGCACUUGCUAGAUCUGCCAGUGGCCCCGGUGGAUUGAGUAUCAAUACAAAUUCGGCUAAUUCUUUAUUUGGGCCGACCACCACUUCAUCUGCAGGAGGCAUGUUCGGAAGCACGGGAGCCAGCAAGCCUGGCGGGCUCUUCGGCGCAUCGACGACCGGGACAUCAGCUCCUCAGACCGGCGGAUUGUUUGGCUCGACAGCCGCUACCUCUCAACCACAGACAGGAGGACUAUUUGGCUCAACAGCUACUACCACUCAGCCACAGACUGGAGGCCUAUUUGGUUCAACACCCGCUGCUUCCCAACCGCAAACUGGUGGUCUAUUUGGCUCAACGACCGCCGCUUCUCAACCGCAGGCUGGAGGACUGUUCGGGUCGACAGCGACGAGCCAACCACAAACAGGAGGUCUCUUUGGUUCAUCAACUGCAAUAUCUCAGCCUCAGACGGGUGGAUUAUUUGGCUCAGCCGGACAAGGGGGCUCGUCGCUUUUUGGUGGCCAAAGCAAUCAAAAUCAAAAUAAGCCAGCUACGUCGUUAUUUGGUGGUCUAGGAAGCGCACAAAAUCAACCACCUCAAGCCCAACAAAACUCUAUGUUUUCAUCUCAAGCGCAGACCCAGCCCUCGAGCUUGGGACCCUUUGGAGGAAGCGCACUUGGGGGUGGCUUAACCCUUGGCCAGUCUACCUCGCAGAGCCAACAGACGGUUCCUGGAGUACGGAUAGAUGUGACGAACCUCCGAGGUACCACGCGGUUCAACGAUCUUCACGAUGACCUUGCCAAAGCAAUUGCUCAGAUGGAUCAAGUUAUCCAGGGCCAAAUAAAGCUGAAAAAUGAUUGCGAGUCCAUAAUGCCUGCCCACGACCAACAACUUUCGCAAAUCCCAAAUGAUGUUAACUUUUGCAGUCGGAAGCUGACCGGUGUCGAAAGUGCCUUGGUAUCUGACGUUAAGACAAUCGCCCUAGUACGAGAGUCUGUGAAGACGGAUGCUAAGAACGCAAAAUUGAGCUUCAGAGCCAUUGACAACCUGAAGUUGCCACAACAAUACCAUAGUGCGGCAAUUUGGACAUCGAAAUCAUCAGGUAAUCGAUCGCCAGAAGAUGGGGAAGAUGAAGCACAAGAUAUUGUUGGGUUCUUCUCUGCAACGGCAGAUGAGCUUGCUGCGACGCUAAACAAAUACCAAAAUAAUCUCGCCGAAAUUGAGCAACAUUUACAAAGUGUCGAAGCUGGCAGCGUCCAGCAGAUCAAUGCGUUUGUCGCCAAAAAGAAUGGGAGCUCUUCGGCGCAUGAAGACCCGGUGAUGGAGUUGGCAGGUGCAUUGCGGGAGUUUGAGCAUAGCAUUCUAGGUGUUGCGAGUAAGGUUGGCAGUACGAGGGAAGGAGUUCAAAGCCUGCAGCUUGGCGGAUUCACAGCACCUGCGACUGGAAUGGGAGCAAGCAGUAGGAGGAACGGUGUAUACUAA
Molecule: messenger RNA, 1458 nt
Organism: Venustampulla echinocandica
Lineage: Eukaryota; Fungi; Ascomycota; Leotiomycetes; Helotiales; Pleuroascaceae
Exons: 3
Coding region: 1-1458 (485 amino acids)
Biological process (GO): nucleocytoplasmic transport
Cellular component (GO): nuclear pore
Molecular function (GO): structural constituent of nuclear pore
Source: RefSeq, a predicted model, not a curated record